AUUGUACUUAAUUAUAUUCCCAGGGAUGCAAGUUUCACGAUGUGCACAUGACGUAACGAAUCUUCUGGUAUACGCUUAGUAGCCAUUUUGUUUUCGACGGAACGGCUGAUCAAGGUAUCCAACUGUCCGUUCACCCUGGUCAGUGAGUUGAGCUCUUCGCCAUGGAUUCAAAACGGCAUGAAUGCAGCGCCAGGUCGCAAACAGAAUCACCACCUACACCGCCUUCACCUCCCCUGUAUAGUUCAAGUUACCCAACGCAUGACAACUACAAAAGCAGAACAACGCGUCGUUCGCCUUCGCCUACCGACUACAGGGGCAGUAAAUCUUCCCGGAAUGAAUCACCACCGGAUAGACGAAGACGUAAGAGGAGUACGUCAAGAACUUCUCCAAUCCGAUCUCACAGACGGUCUCGUUCAAGUGACAGAGACAAAGAUCGAGAUAGAGACAGGGAAAGGUCACGAAAAUAUUCACGAAGAGAUAGAUCAAGAUCCAGAUCGAGGGGAAGAUCUCGUUCAAGAGACAGAAGACGUAGUCGUAGCAGAAAUAGAAGUAGAGACAGGCAUAGAUAUAGAGAAAGUCGUAGGCAUCAUAGAGCGCCGUCCUAUGAAUCAGAUGCUUUUGAAGAUCACUCUGAUACGGUUGUAGCACAACAACAACCUCCUCCGCAACCAAAUGCUUUUAAAAAUGAUGGAAGUUUUAUGGAAAUGUUUAAAAAAAUGCAAGAACAAAUGCAACCUACGCAACAACCAACAACUUCUGUUCUCGAAGAGAAACCUGUAAUACCGCCACCUCUAAUGGUUGGUAAAAGGCGAGGUGGAAGAAUUCUUAAAACUGGAAUGGUCGCGAAGCCAAAGACUGAGCCAACCGCAGAACAACCUAAGGAUGCAUGGUCGCUUUAUAUGGCAGAAGUGAAAAAAUAUCGUGAAGUUUGUUGUCAGGAAGAGGAUAAUACCAGACCGCUGGUCAAAUAAUUUAUUUUCUUUCUUCUUCUUUGUCGUCUCAUUAUUCCUGUAACAAAUGUGCUGUGAACGGACAUUAGUUCUUCUUUUAACUUUACUUUUAUUUUUUUUUUUUUUUUAUGAUCGUGUCAUUAAGUGACAAUACCGAACAGUAGUCUAAUCUACUCGCACUUGAAUAAUUUCAAUAUAAAUAUAUGUAUAAUUUUUAAGGGUACGAGAUGUCAUUUUUAAAAGGAAAUUAAGUUUUAAUUAAAUCUAUGUUUAAUAUACAUGUAUGUCUAAUGUAUGGUAAUUUGAAACUGUAUAUGAACGCUUUUGUAGAGAAAGCUUAUUAUUUACAUGGUUUCUUUAUGCCUGAAAGAGAGAAAGAGACUAUGCAUAUAAAGAAAAAUAAUAAAAGAAAUGAAGGAAAUUGUGAUAGUGAUUAGGUGAGGCAAGAGACAUAUGGCCUAGAGCGAGGGAUUGUAUACAUAAGCUAAGCUAAUGUAGCAAAGGGUUGAAAAGGGUGACACAUGUAAUAUUUAAAUGAA
Polistes canadensis is the source of this 1489-nucleotide messenger RNA. Its product is annotated as cytochrome c oxidase subunit 6B2-like. NCBI's taxonomy places the organism in Eukaryota, Metazoa, Arthropoda, Insecta, Hymenoptera, Vespidae. The record is from RefSeq and is a predicted model, not a curated record. Gene Ontology annotation, cellular component: respiratory chain complex IV; mitochondrion. The transcript has 2 exons. Gene Ontology annotation, molecular function: 3'-5' exonuclease activity; 5'-3' exonuclease activity. Bases 162 to 971 code for a protein of 269 amino acids.